AUGAAAAUCGACACGGUACGAGACGCAUUCAUAAGUGAUUACGAAGUUUUGCAGUUUUUGGCGCAGUUAGAACGCAGACACGACUGGAGUUCUAACAGCGAUGAUGUGGACAUGACCGACAAAAAACGUAAGCGUAGACCGUAUAACCAUCCAGAAUUACAAGCGAUCACGAGAGACACAAUCCGAUAUCUUUCGGAGGCAAAAGGGACUGGUGAUGGCGAUGGUACGGAAGAAGAAGGUGCGAAAAAGGAAGCCAAGUCCCCUCUAACGAGACUCAACGAUACAAAGUUUUCCGCGCUAAUGGGCGUGCUAAAUGAAUUCUCGCUGUUCAAAGCCGAGAAGUUGCAGAUCGUGAACCAGAUGCCGUUGAAUCUGGUGCAUUUGUACUCGAUAGUGGAAGAAUGCGAUUCGCGAUUCACCCCGGAAGAAACUGAAAGAAUUAUAGGUGCGAUCCAGGAGUGCUGCUGA
This is a messenger RNA of Lachancea lanzarotensis, 468 nucleotides long. It is a transcript of the gene RPC17, whose product is annotated as LALA0S06e01552g1_1. NCBI's taxonomy places the organism in Eukaryota, Fungi, Ascomycota, Saccharomycetes, Saccharomycetales, Saccharomycetaceae. Gene Ontology annotation, molecular function: nucleotide binding. The transcript has a single exon. Gene Ontology annotation, biological process: transcription initiation at RNA polymerase III promoter. Gene Ontology annotation, cellular component: RNA polymerase III complex. The record is from RefSeq and is a predicted model, not a curated record. Bases 1 to 468 code for a protein of 155 amino acids.